Messenger RNA from Cucumis melo (muskmelon), 3181 nucleotides. Its product is annotated as CRM-domain containing factor CFM3A, chloroplastic/mitochondrial-like. The record is from RefSeq and is a predicted model, not a curated record. The transcript is spliced from 9 exons. The coding region runs from base 322 to 2967 and encodes 881 amino acids. Gene Ontology annotation, biological process: RNA splicing, via transesterification reactions. Lineage: Eukaryota; Viridiplantae; Streptophyta; Magnoliopsida; Cucurbitales; Cucurbitaceae. Gene Ontology annotation, molecular function: mRNA binding.
CUACUGCUACGAUAUUUUAGAGGGGAAAAGUCUAAGAUGCCCUUGAAAAGAAAAAUAUCACAAAAUCGUCCAUUUUUCUCAAAAUCUCAUCUCUCACGAUUUUGGCAGCGGCGUUCUCAGCCGGCAACAUCAAACGACCACGUCUUUCGACGGCGACGGCGAGCCUCCCCACCAUUGCCGCGGAUAAUUUUCGAUAUUGAAAAGAAUUAAAGAAAAGUAGAGCUCAGCAAGUUCGUAUCUUCAAUUAAUCUGAUUUUACAUUACUUCUAUCUACUUCGUUCGUGGUCUGGGAAGCAAGCAGUUAUGCUUCUGUAAUCACCGAUGGCUUUAUUACACAGUCGUCUUUGCCAUGCCACGAACUUCUUCGAUACAUUUCAAACUGAAUUCCACGGUUCUCACAUUUUACUGAAGUACGGUUCGUCUGUUGUCUUCAGAAACCGCUCUUUCUGCUCUCCGUUUUAUGAUUUAACAACCGGUACUUUUUCCAAUCGAAUAUCGUAUAGGAGUUUAAGCUCACGAACACCCAUUUACAGAUAUAAUUUGAGAAGAAAUUUAUCACGUGUUAGUUGGAUAGACAGGUGGAAUGAAACCGCGAAACAAAAUCGCCCUAAACCACCUCGUGCUGUGUUGGACUAUCCCAGUAGCGAUGAGAAUGAAGUUUCAAUUUCAAGAACAGGUUUUUCAAAGAGUUAUAGAGCUAGUAGUCGGAUUGAUGAUGAUGGAAGUGGCGGGAGUACAAUGGAGAAGAUUGUGAGGAAAUUGAAGAAAUUUGGGUACAUCGACGAUGAGAAUAAAGAGAAGGGGGAAGAGAGAGCCAUUGAAAAGGGGUCUGUGGAGGACAUACUUUAUAUUGAGGAAGGAAUGUUGCCUAAUACUCGAGGUGGGUUUUCUAAGGAAUCGCCUAUGGGAGAUGAGGACAUGUUUGGAAGUAAUGGGGAAGUUAGGUUUCCAUGGGAGAAGCCAAAAGAAAAGGAAGAUACAGAUGGGGAUUCAACAAGGAGAAGGGGCAGGGCAUCUUUGGCAGAAUUGACUCUUCCUGAGCCAGAAUUGAGAAGGCUGAGGAACUUGACUUUCCAGAAAAAACACAAGAUGAAGAUAGGAGGUGGUGGAGUGACUCAAGCUGUUGUGGGUGUCAUUCAUGAAAAAUGGAAAUCUUCAGAGAUUGUGAGGCUUAAAAUUGAAGGUCCUCCUGCACUUAACAUGAAAAGGAUGCACGAGAUAUUGGAGAGAAAAACCGGUGGACUGGUUAUUUGGAGGUCAGGAACUUCGGUGUCUCUAUAUAGAGGUGUAAGCUAUGAACUUCCUGAAGCACCACAAUUUAACAAACGGAUUUACAAGAGAAAUGAAAUCACUGCAUUGCCUAGAACUGGUGCUAGUACUAUAGUUCCUUCUGAAUCUUCUUCUCACCGUAAUGUUUAUGCUUUGCAACAAAAAAAAGAAGAAACUUCCAUAGAGGGUGAACAGUGCAGCGAACAAUUGACAAAAGUACAAGUGAAUUAUGAGGAUGAAGUAAAUAAAUUGCUGGAUGGUUUGGGUCCAAGAUACACAGAUUGGCCAGGAUUGGAUCCUUUACCCGUAGAUGCAGAUAUGCUCCCAGGAGUAGUUCCUGAUUAUGAACCUCCAUUUAGAAUACUUCCUUAUGGAGUGAGAUCUUCUCUUGGAGUUAAGGAAGCCACAGCCUUAAGAAGACUUGCCAGAAGACUCCCUCCUCAUUUUGCAUUAGGCAGAAACAGGCAGCUUCAAGGAUUGGCUGUUGCAAUGGCUAAAUUGUGGGAACGAAGUUCAAUUGCAAAAAUUGCCCUGAAACGAGGUGUGCAGCUGACUACUAGUGAAAGAAUGGCCGAAGAGAUCAAGAAAUUGACAGGAGGCAUUCUUCUGUCAAGAAACAAAGACUUUCUGGUAUUCUAUAGAGGAAAGAGUUUCUUGUCGCCUGAGGUAACUGAAGCUUUGCUAGAAAGGGAGAGGUUGGCAAAAUCUCUACAGGACGAGGAAGAACAGGCAAGGUUGAAAGCAUCAGCCUUAGUGGUACCUGGCAUUGAGAAAACAGAGCAAUCUGGAACUGCUGGUUCUCUAGAGGAAACACUAGAUGCUGAUGCUAAAUGGGGAAAGGCUCUGGAUGACAAGCACAAGGAAAACGUAAUGCGGGAAGCUGAACAAUUGAGGCACACCGACCUUGUUAGGAAGUUGGAACGGAAGCUUGCUUUUGCUGAAAGAAAAUUGGUGAAAGCCGAACAAGCAUUAUUUAAGGUCGAAGCAUUUAUGACACCAGCGAAACGGCAGGCUGAACCUGAUAGCAUAACUGAGGAGGAAAGAUUUAUGUUUCGUAAGCUUGGUCUAAGAAUGAAAGCUUUCUUGCUUCUAGGUAGGCGUGAAGUUUUCGAUGGCACAGUGGAGAACAUGCACUUGCAUUGGAAGUAUCGUGAAUUGGUGAAGAUCAUGAUAAAAGCCAAUUCCUUUGACCAUGUCAAGAAGAUUGCUUUGCAACUCGAAGCUGAGAGUGGGGGUGUCCUAGUUUCAAUUGACAAAGUCUCCAAAGCAUAUGCUAUAAUCGUUUAUCGGGGAAAGGAUUAUCAACGGCCAUCUUUGCUGAGACCCAAAAAUCUUUUAACAAAGAGGAAGGCUCUAGCACGCUCGAUCGAGCUUCAAAGGCAUGAGGCUUUGCUAAAACAUAUAUCAGCAAUGCAGAGUAGAGUGGACAAACUAAAAUCCGAGAUUGAACAAAUGGAGAAGGUGAAAGACCAAGGGGAUGAAGUAUUAUAUAAUACUCUAGAUUCUGCUUAUCCUACUGACAAUGACUCGGAGGAAGAAGACUACGGUACAUAUGAGGCAUAUGGUGAGGAUAGUGAUGUUGAAGAUGAAGAUGAUAUCAUCGCUAGUGACGAGUACCUAGAAGCAGAUAUUUCACAUGGAAUCCAAGUACAAGAAUCAGAGGUUGAAUAUGAGACAUCUGAAUCACGUCGAGUAUGAAAAUAAAUAUCUAACACGUGGUGCUUGAUGAAGAAGAUGAAACAAAAUAACAGUGUGAACAAAGGGAUGGGAGCGCUGGUGGUAAAGGUCUCAGUCAGUGUAUACUAGGAAUGUCUGUCCAGUUUGCUGAGGAUGUAUAAAUAAAACAACACCAUCGAUAUUGUUGAAACGCUCCAUUUUUUAUAGCAUACGGCAGAAAUUCCAUUGAUGAAAA